Molecule: messenger RNA, 797 nt
Organism: Contarinia nasturtii (swede midge)
Lineage: Eukaryota; Metazoa; Arthropoda; Insecta; Diptera; Cecidomyiidae
Gene: ND-SGDH
Product: NADH dehydrogenase [ubiquinone] 1 beta subcomplex subunit 5, mitochondrial
Exons: 3
Coding region: 95-664 (189 amino acids)
Source: RefSeq, a predicted model, not a curated record
CGAUCGCAUUGCUGUCAUUGUAUUUGGAAUCGUAAGAACCACACACAAAAAUCAAUCGAAAAAGUUAAUUUUGUUUUGAUCAAAAUUUAAAAAAAUGGUUGUGUGGAGCUCAAAUUUCCGAUCGAUUGUCCAACCCAGUUUGGCAAACAUCCUAUCAAAACCAGGUGUUAUCCAGGCAAUUCGCAAAAAUGCUGGUGCUCAGGUGCGACAGAUGUCUGGCCAUGGACCACGUAUGAUGGAAAUUCAACCAUCCCGCUUUCAAUGGAAUAAAUUUAAGGAUAAUCUUCAUUUCUAUUCGUUGCUUGGUGCCAUACCAUGUACAUUGUUGAUUUUCUUUGUAAACAUUUUCAUUGGACCCGCCACAUUAACACCAAUACCAGAAGGCUAUCAACCAAAACACUGGGAAUACCACAGACAUCCAAUUAGCCGUUUUAUGGCACGUUAUAUAUAUCCAACGCCACAACAAGAAUAUGAAAAAACGUUACAUGGUUUGUACGUGGAAAAUGAGAAAAAACUGCUUCGAUUUUUAGAAGAAAAAGUGCAAAACCUACAACGAGAUCGCCGAGAUUACCAAGGUUAUUACUAUCGUCCAACCACCGCAAGAAAUUUACGUAUUUCAAAAGAUGCUGCAGAUUACUUGGAAUCACUUUGGGGAGACAACUAAAUCAUGUGCUAUUUACUAUUAAAGAUUUUACAAAUUUGAUUGUAGAAAGGGCACACUUGUUUUGUUUUGUCAUGUGGUUGCUCUUAGACAAAAAACCAUGGAGAAAUUGAAAAUAAAAAAUAUCAAAACAUAG